AAAAUUUUCCAAAAGAAAUGAUGAACGGCGGCAGAGCAAGAGUACCAAAGUGCGCUAGGUGCCGCAACCACGGGCUGAUAUCUAGUUUGCGGGGACAUAAAAAAGCUUGCGCGUAUAGAAACUGCCAGUGCCCCAAAUGUGGACUUAUCAAGGAACGACAAAGGAUAAUGGCAGCUCAGGUAGCAUUGAAAAGACAACAGGCCGCUGAAGACAAGAUAGCUCUACACCUGGCUUCAGUUGAAAGCGGGACAUCUUUGGAAAGCUUACCUCCCGGUCGUAUAUACGGCAUGCGAGUGACAGGGCCGUGCCAAAGCCCUGGCCCUGAACGUGACUCUGCUACUGAAGAUCACACUCCAAUACACAUCGAUAGCGAAACGAGCGAUUCUCUACCCGAUUGCUGUACAUCUCCAGACUCUACUGGUCACACCUCUACGGCUAUACGACCAUGUGCCUCGAAUGACGAUGGUGCUGAUACAAAUCCUGUGAGUACAGCAGGAUUAGAGAUGUUAAGGAAACUAUUUCCUGGUAAAAAGCGCUCUGUAUUGGAAUUGGUGCUCAGGCGCUGUAACCAUGAUCUCUUACGAGCUGUUGAACAUUGCAAUGCAGUUCAGGACUCAAGAGACAAAUCCACACUGAAGAGUGGUCCCAAUCCUUUGAGUUACGAUGUAUCGCUCUCAAAUCCUGAAGAACCGUCACGGUGGUCAGCUUUCCGACCAGUAGGUCCCAGAGCUCCUUUAAUGUCCGCACUAGUGAUGGGACGAGUAUGUGGUUCCGAUUGGUUGGUGCCACUGCCAGCUUUGCCAACACUAUCAGCGCCAUUACUACUGCCAUUGCAGCAUCCACACGCACCACCACCUCCUUGCAACCCAUGUUCUCCUGAUUGUCGUCAAUGUAAUGGCCACCAUUAAAACCUCAUUCCAAAUUAAUGUUUGCGAAACAUAUGUUUUUUCAUUUGUGAAUAUAUACUGAUUUACUUGGGUGUCAGACAAUCAUUAAUUAAAGUAUUAUACCAACUACCAAACUUAGAAUUAAUAAUUAUGUAAUUUAUCUAAGUCGCUGCCUCUGAUUUCGUGAGAACAAUAACGUAACAUUUAUCGCUUAACUUCUGUACUACAUACGAUGCUUGUUUCUUUAAAUUGAAUUGAUAGACUU
This is a messenger RNA of Colias croceus (clouded yellow), 1152 nucleotides long. It is a transcript of the gene dmrt93B, whose product is annotated as doublesex- and mab-3-related transcription factor dmd-4. Gene Ontology annotation, biological process: sex differentiation; regulation of transcription by RNA polymerase II. The coding region runs from base 18 to 908 and encodes 296 amino acids. NCBI's taxonomy places the organism in Eukaryota, Metazoa, Arthropoda, Insecta, Lepidoptera, Pieridae. The transcript is spliced from 5 exons. Gene Ontology annotation, cellular component: nucleus. The record is from RefSeq and is a predicted model, not a curated record. Gene Ontology annotation, molecular function: protein binding; DNA-binding transcription factor activity, RNA polymerase II-specific; RNA polymerase II cis-regulatory region sequence-specific DNA binding.